This is a messenger RNA of Phymastichus coffea, 2852 nucleotides long. It is a transcript of the gene eco, whose product is annotated as N-acetyltransferase ESCO2-like. Gene Ontology annotation, biological process: mitotic sister chromatid cohesion. The transcript is spliced from 6 exons. The record is from RefSeq and is a predicted model, not a curated record. Gene Ontology annotation, molecular function: protein-lysine-acetyltransferase activity. Bases 135 to 2561 code for a protein of 808 amino acids. Gene Ontology annotation, cellular component: chromatin; nucleus. Lineage: Eukaryota; Metazoa; Arthropoda; Insecta; Hymenoptera; Eulophidae.
CAGACUUAAAAGUUUCAAGCUACGUAACCGUACAUGUGUAAGCACAUUAUUGUCACUGUUGAAUAAUAUAAGCUCUGUAAUUACAUGAAAAUUUCAUAAGGAAUAUCGUAGUUACUAAGUUUUUACGAUUUUUAAUGGAGCAAUCAAUGUUAUUAGCAACUAACCAAGAAGCAAUGCACAAUGAAUGUCUUACUACUCCAAGUAGAGCUCAGAAACGCCUUUUUGUACCAUCUAGCAACUCCAGUAAGAGGAGUUUAUUUAACGAAAAAAAAGAAGUGAGAAAUAUAACAGAAAAUAUUUCAGAUGCAGAAUCUGAUUUAGGACCAAUGUCUCCUUUGGCUCUAACUGAUCAUAGCAGUUGUGAUAGUUCACCUGGAAGACAAUUUAUAUCUCCUCUAGCUACACCUGAAAAAUCACCAACAAUACCACUUUCUAAUUGGGAUUGUAUGAUACCAACUUCAACAAAUAGUACCUCAAAAGAGCGUUUAUCUCCUUUUAGUUUUCUUAAAAGGGUAACAAAAUCAGCCAGAUCUUCUCCUAGAAGGAUAUUAUUGCUUUCACCAAAAUCAAAAUCAUCUCAUUCCAGUCAAGAUAUUCAAGCAAAAAGUACAAUAACAAGUUCUAAUUCAACAAAUACUAUUAUGUCUGAAGAAAUAGUUCCAGAAACACCUGGGAAAGAAUCAGACUUUGAUGAUCAAUUAUCAUAUGUUGCUGAAACACCUCAAAAAGAAGACCACAUAGAAUCUAAUCAAAUUACACCCUUAGGAUCAGUUUAUAAAAAUAUUCCAAUUCCCAGAAUACAUAGAAGGAAGUCUUUGAGCUCUUUAGAACCAAAUAAGUGCAUUUCUCCGGAAACUAAAAAAUUAAAUUUUAUGAGACAUUUAGAAGAUUCACUAAUCUUGACUACUGCUAAAGUAAAAAAGACUGAAGAAUUGCCAUUAAUACCUAGAGCCAGAGCAGCAUUAUUUCAAGAAAAUAAAAAUAUUUCUAAGCAAGAUAAAGAAUUUACUUUGAAUACAAAAUCUUUUUAUGGAUCUAAUGACAAAUCUAAUAAAUCUAUUACAGUAGGAUGGAAAGAUUCACAGAUUGACCUUAAAAGGAAAAAAAGUUUAUCUUCUCAUCAUUUUACACAGAAAAAAUCAAUAAAAAGACACAGAAAAGGUGAAAUUAAUUGUGGUGUGCACCAUGGCAUUAGAAAACCAAAACUCAAACGUCAAUCAAUACAAACUGACUUACUUGACACUCAAAAGCAAAUUGAUAACUCCAAUUUUUCUAAUAACAAAAAUAACGUAAAAGAAAAUUGGAAUCCUAAAAUUAGAAAUCAAAAUGACACAAAUGAAAAAAAAUGUUUAGAUGACAAGUCUAACAAAAAAUUUUUCAAAUCGAAAUUCGAAAAUAAAUCAAAUAUUGCUACAAAUAAUAUAAUGAAAUCUCGAAGUUUUAUGAAUCAAGAGGAAGUCGAACAUAUUAAUAAAAAACUUAGAUUGGAUGGACCAAAAUUUGAUGCUUCAGAUUUAUUAAUAGAAGAGCCUUCAAUGCAAGAAUCUUUAGAGCCAGAUAAAGUUGAUAAUAUUUUGAAAAUUUUAGAAGAUGAUUGGGCAGAUGAUGAUGAAUAUGAUACUACUGCAACUGAAUUUAUAACAAAAAAAGCGUCUCCUAAUAAUUCAAAUAUAAGAUUGAAAGACCUUACUAUGUCUCCAGGUAGUGAGCUUAGUAAUAUGGCUUCUACCAUGAAUAUUGAUGAUAUUUCUUAUCCUUUAAAUAUUACCAGUACAUCGAGCAAUGAAAUAUCAGUUCAAAAGUAUUACCCAUUAUUUUCCAAAGGAUAUUCAUCAAGUUUUAAUGAUGAAUACAAUAACAAAAAACGCAAGCGAUCAACUAAUUGGCAAUUAUCUAUGAAAUGUAGCAAUUCUGAAAACCAAUAUCAAAUUGAUGCUGGUCAAAAAAAUUUUGGUGCUACACAAUGUACCGAAUGCAAUAUUGUAUAUCAAAUUGGUGAUCCUGAUGAUGAAAACGCUCACUUGAACUACCACAAUAGUUUCAAAACUCUGAAAUUUCAGGGUUGGAAAAAUGAAAGAGUAGUUUUUACAGAUUUCUAUACUUCCAGUCGAAUUAUUUUAGUAGAACCUAAAGAUUCCAAUUUGUAUUGGAAGAAAGUAACAGAAAUUUUGGAAAUUGUUGAUCGAGACUUAGGACUAUCAGACAUGAAGUUAUCAUUUUAUAGAGAUAAAAAGGUUUAUUUGUAUGUAAGAGAUAAAAUUAUUUUAGGUGUUUUAGUUGCAGAAUAUAUUAAAAGUGCAUUUAAGAUGAUACCAGAACUGGUUGAGUUAAAUUGUUGCACUUCAGAAACUACUCCAGUAAAGUGUGGUGUAAAUGUUGUUUGGACAGCAAUGAGUCAUCGUCGACAAGGAAUAGCUACUAAACUUGUUGACAUGCUGAGGGUAAAUUAUUACUAUGGUUAUAUAAUGUCUAUAGAUGACAUUGCUUUUUCUGCACCGACGCCAUCAGGGAAAUCAUUUGCAGAAAAGUAUACAAAAACUCGUAAUUUUAAAGUAUAUUAAUAUUAUUAAAAUAUAUUUUUGUAGUUGUCAAAUUAUGAUGCAAAUUAUUAUUUUCAAGAUCUCAUUGAUUGAUUUUGUAUCAAUAACUUUAGUAAAUUUUAAAUCAAUUAUAGACAAAUAUAAAGCACAGAAACUUGUUUUACUAUUUUACAAUGCAACUUAAAUUUCAAUUGUAAUUAAUUGAUUUUCAUUUUAUAUAGCAACUGAUUCUUAAAUACUUAAGUUCAGAAUAAUACCUAGUUCUUUUUUCGUAUUUAUUUAGAGUGAUUGAAAAUAUUUAACGUUUUGUAA